UCAAAAAAUUUGCUUUGUUUAGUGAAAGAGACUUUGCUGUUUGGUCGUCGUUCUCCUACAAAGUAUUCCCCCCCUGCGUACGAAACUUGGUUCCCAGUGAUAACCAGCAACAUGUUCCUGUAUUUGUUAAGUUGGAUCUCGUCAUUCCUUUUGGUUGCCGUUUGCGUUUUUUCACUAGCGGCGGGAAUCUACCAACUCGCAGAGCUGGUGGAGGAAUACACAGUCACUGCAAAGAAGAUUAUUGUUGUUCUCUUCUGGAUAUCAGCAGCUGGCAUGGUUGGUGCUUUCUUGUUUGAGGGCUUUCCACUCUCUGCGUUCCUGUGCGGCGGUGCCUCUCACAUAUGCUACUUCAUCAUCCUGGGAUCGUUUCCUUUUAUCUCCAUGAUGUCCCCGGCAUUCCUGGCAAGCAUAGCUCUCCUCUUUCUAAAUCACUAUCUACUACUAUCUCAUUUUGAAACAGUGUGGUAUCCCUUCUCAGAGAUCAUUGCUUAUGUUGUUAUAAGUGUGUGGAUGGUCCCAUUCGCACUGUUCAUCAGCCUCUCAGCGAACGACUAUGUACUGCCGACAAUGACCAGCCCUACUUCUGCGCAACCACCGCCCACCUCUGGACAUGGUGGCCGCUCUUCCAAUAAGCGUGCCGGUGUGAAAGCCCUGAUGGACUCUCUCCUGACCUAUCUGCCCACGGCAAAGAAGCAUUUCUAGUUGUGUCACGCAAGUAUCAUCUUGUGUACCAUGUACCACGUACCAUUGUCAGCAUCAGAAGCAGCAGCAGCGGUAUGACCUGUGUCGACAAUGUUGCAAUACCAGUGCUGCAAUGGCGUGUUUGGGUGAUGGAAAACCCAGAAAGUAAUCUACCAGCCAUGCUGCACUACUAAGACUUGAAAGCCAAUUCUGUGGUUGUUUAGCUGAGUGCAGCAGCCCGUGUGCUUACUGGACUUACACAGUCCUGGGCAGCAUGGCUUAGAGAUCACAACUCCUCUGCGAGCCGCUAUAGUAGUGAUUUAGUUGAGCUUGACGACACAGUGGUAUAUGUGCACGGCUGCUAAGUGCCACCUUGCUGUCUCAUGUUGUAGUGCUGCUCAGCGUGAUGCUGCUGCUGCUGCUGCUACUGUGCAUAUCACCAUCACCGCCAUGCUGUGAAGGUCAGUGCUGUUACUGCUACUGCUGCUGCUGUUUUCGUGCCGCUAUCCCGAUUGCUUUUCUUAGCAAGGUUGCUUGCCGGCGAGCAUCCAUAGCAGUCAUGGCUCUGGACUUGAAUGUUAUCUGCUGCUGCCUUCGAUGAUACAUUGUCCGCUAAAUAGACCAUGGCCUAGUUCUGGCUUCUGGUGGGCUACAGUAGGCAAGCGAGGUUCACGCUUGAAGAGUUGAGCUACUACCAUCCAUCCUUCUGUGUCUUGUUUUUUGUUUUGGUGCAAAUUGCUGGUUCAGUUGACCCAAUCCUGUUGUUCAUGUACAUGUAGCAUCGUUAUGAUCCAGUCUGCAUAUUCAUCGCUGCAAGCCUUUAGAGUAAGUACCUGGCCACACUAUUGCAGAGUGCAUGUAUUUGUAUUUGUUUGCAAUGUGUUUACCCAUAAGCAAUAAGCUUGUUUUCGGCAAAGCUGCUGCACAUUCCUUGACAUGCUAUUUUAUCCUCCCAUCGUUUGUGAAUUUGCUCUGUCAAGCUACGGUCUAGGUGGUAUGAAACUGCAUGCUCAGCUGUGACUAUCA
Molecule: messenger RNA, 1707 nt
Organism: Sycon ciliatum
Lineage: Eukaryota; Metazoa; Porifera; Calcarea; Leucosolenida; Sycettidae
Product: protein TEX261-like
Exons: 6
Coding region: 112-702 (196 amino acids)
Biological process (GO): endoplasmic reticulum to Golgi vesicle-mediated transport
Cellular component (GO): endoplasmic reticulum membrane; COPII-coated ER to Golgi transport vesicle; Golgi membrane
Molecular function (GO): COPII receptor activity
Source: RefSeq, a predicted model, not a curated record